This is a messenger RNA of Clonostachys rhizophaga, 750 nucleotides long. NCBI's taxonomy places the organism in Eukaryota, Fungi, Ascomycota, Sordariomycetes, Hypocreales, Bionectriaceae. The record is from the annotation of a GenBank genome assembly.
AUGGCGGACGACCUCUCCUUGCCGCGCAUCCUCUGCCUCCACGGCGGCGGGACGAGCGCCGAAGUCUUCGAGAUCCAGUGCCGAAUCAUCAUCCGCCAGCUGCAGAACCGGUGCCGGCUCGUCUUCGUCAACGGGCCCUGGACGUCCCACGCCCACCCAGCCAUCCUGCCGUACUUUGCGGACCUCGGUCCCUUCUACCGCUGGCUACGCUGGAACGACGACGACCCCUUCGACCCCCAGGGCGAGGAGAAGAUCCUCGCGGUCAUCGAGAAGGCCAUGAGGGAGGACCCGGGCAGGGGUGACUUCGUGGGCGUGCUCGGCUUCUCGCAGGGCGCCAAGAUCGCGGGCAGCCUGCUCUGGGCGCAGGAGAAGUCGCCCAAGCCGCGGACCAGCUUCAAGUUCGCCGUCAUCCUGGCGGGGCGCGCCCCCUACGUGGUCCUGGACCCGGAGAAGCAGCUGCCGGCCGUCGCGCACGUCGCGGACAUUGGCCAGCAGAGCAUCGACUUCAAGGACUGGGCACCCACCAACGAGGGCGAGCAUGUGCUGAGCCUGCCUACCCUACACGUGCACGGGCUGAAGGACCCGGGCCUGGAGGAGCACCGGGUCCUGCUCAAGAACUACUGCAAGACGGGGACUACGCGGUUGAUAGAGUGGGAUGGCGACCACCGGGUGCCCAUCCAGGCAGACAUUGUCACCAAGCUGGUUGGCUACAUUACGGAAAUGGCGCAUGAGGCUGGGCUUGAUAUUUGA